This is a messenger RNA of Paramecium tetraurelia, 882 nucleotides long. RefSeq lists its product as uncharacterized. Lineage: Eukaryota; Ciliophora; Oligohymenophorea; Peniculida; Parameciidae. Gene Ontology annotation, molecular function: protein binding. The record is from RefSeq and is a predicted model, not a curated record. The transcript has 3 exons.
AUGAAUAAUAUACUUUUAGAUUAUUGUCCUGAUUGUAUUUCCAUUAUAGAUGAAAAUAACAUAGUAGUGUCCACUUAUGAUUUCAUUAAUGAUGAUACUAAAACUGGAGUGUUGUUAUUGUUAAACAAAAACUUAAAUAUCGUAAAUAAAUUGGAUUGUGAUGGCAUACUUCAUUUUAAAAUCAUCAAUAAUUAAAUUUCACUUUGUACUUGGAAAGGAGAUGUCUGGACAGUUGAUAUUAAGGAUAAUUAAUUUCAUUUAGUAAACAAGCAAUCCUUUGUGGAAUGUUUUUAAGACAUUAAAUUAUUAUAUCUAGAUUGCAAUGCUCAACAAAGUUUAUUAUUGGGAGGAGAUAAUGGUGAGGUGAUUUUACAAAAAGAAGGGCAGAUUAUUUAUUAAUAAAAAUCUCAUGAAUAUUCAGUCUGGUGCACACUUUUAGAUAAUACAAAUUAAGAUCUAUUUUAUAGUGGAAGUGAUGAUGCUUGUCUCAAUUAUUACGAUGCAAGAAUCGGAUUAUUGAGAAAAGACAAAAAAUCACAUUCUUAAGGAAUCACCUACUUACUAAACGAUGGAGAGCAUAACUUAAUUACAGGAUCGUUUGAUGGCUAUAUUCGGAUCUUUGAUAAAAGAUAACCCAACUUUCCAUUUGAAGAAUACAAAAGAGAAGGAGGAAUAUGGAGAAUCAUAAAAAGAGGAAAUCUAUAUUUGAAUGGACUAUUUUAAGAGCAUAAAUACGAAUUAAUUGAAAUUAACAACAAAUAAGUUUCAACACUUUAGGAAUUUAAAGAGCAUACUUCUCUUGCUUAUGCUAUGGAUUGGUAUAAUAAUCUAAUAGUGACAUCUUCAUUCUAUGAUAAGCAAUUACGAUCAUAUACUAUUUGA